Molecule: messenger RNA, 270 nt
Organism: Cylicocyclus nassatus
Lineage: Eukaryota; Metazoa; Nematoda; Chromadorea; Rhabditida; Strongylidae
Source: the annotation of a GenBank genome assembly
AUGGUUCAAACCUUAUUCAUGUUUUAUUCUGCUCUAAUUCUUCGGAAACAGUUAUUGGGUAUCCGCUGUGGAAUGUUGAAAGUUAUCAUAUCGGAGCGACUGCCGCAUGAGCAGGUGUUUCCACUUCUGUCACUACAUUUGUUCGACCUACAUCAACAAUUACAUGGGCUUUCAUUCAUUGGUUUGUGUUCAUUCGAUCGUCAUCUUCUUACAGCGUAUCUUCUUCUUAAUGGUCUUGCUGCCUUUUACGGCUAUCAUCACUGCAGUUGA